Molecule: messenger RNA, 2287 nt
Organism: Stegastes partitus (bicolor damselfish)
Lineage: Eukaryota; Metazoa; Chordata; Actinopteri; Pomacentridae
Gene: klhl23
Product: kelch-like family member 23
Exons: 4
Coding region: 68-1768 (566 amino acids)
Molecular function (GO): protein binding
Source: RefSeq, a predicted model, not a curated record
GUGGAGAAGAGAGAGGACACAGCGGAGUGUCAGCGUGGAAAAAGCACGGGUGAUCCGUGGGAAUAGGAUGAGAGAUAUCAUGUCACAUAAACAAGCAGACAUCUACACCUACGACUUCUGUGACGGAGACCAUCCAGCAGAGCUCCUGGAUGCUCUCAGGCAUUUCUACAUGAGCGGCCUGUUUACAGAUGUGGCUCUGCAAUGUGGCGAGUCCGGGCAGGUGUUCCACUGCCACAGAGCUCUGCUGUCAGCCCGCAGCUCCUACUUCAAAGUCAUGUUCACAGCUGACAUGAGAGAGAGGUCAAACAGCGUCAUCAAGCUCACCGGGGUGGACUGCGGGGUGCUGGGAGCCCUGGUGGACUAUGUGUACACGGCCCAGGUGUGCAUCACUGAGAGCAACGUGCAGAGCCUGCUGGAGGCUGCAGAUCUGCUGCAGUUCAUCUCUGUCAAGCAGGCUUGCGAAGAGUUCCUGGUUCGCCUCCUGGAUGUGGACAACUGUCUGGGCAUGCACACCUUUGCUCAGCUGCACCUGUGUCCGGGGCUGGAGAGGGAGGCCCGCCGGGUGAUGCUGAGCAGGUUCGCUGAGCUCAUCCAGCAGGAGGAGUUCUUAGAGCUGGACCAGGAGAAGAUCAGGUCAGUGUUGGCUGCUCAGAGUCUCACUGUGCAGAGGGACGAAGUGCUGAUAGAUGCACUAGCGACAUGGGUGAGCCACAACUUGGAUAACCGUGUUCACCACGUUCCGGACCUGCUGCGCUCCAUCCAUCUGGAUCUGGAUGAGGUCUACUUCAAGACCACGUUAGAGGUGCACAGACAAUACUUGAUGAACAACGACGGCAAGCUAAAAUCCAUGAUCAUUCAGGCUUUAAGGUCCAAUGGGAAAGAGAUAUCUGCAAGUAGAAAAAUGUCCUCCAACAUGUAUAUCAUUGGAGGAUACUACUGGCACCCUCUCUGUGAAGUUCACAUCUGGGAUCCUGUCAGCAACACCUGGGUGCAGGGAAAAGACAUGCCUGACCACGCCAGAGAGAGCUACAGCGUCAGCUUACUGGGAGCAAACAUCUAUGUGACCGGCGGUUACAGAUCGAACACUGUUGAGGCCCUGGAUGCCGUUUCAAUCUAUAACUGUGACUAUGAUGAAUGGACCGAGGGCUGCCCCAUGAUCACAGCCAGGUACUACCACUGCUCUGUCACUCUGCACGGCUGCAUUUACGCCAUCGGAGGCUACAGAGGAGGAGCUCCGGAGAGAGAGACUGAGUUUUAUGAUCCUUUAAAAAAGAAAUGGUUCCCUGUGGCCCAAAUGAUCCAAGGUGUAGGAAACGCCACUGCCUGUGUGAUGGGAGAUAAAAUCUAUGUGACAGGAGGCCACUAUGGCUACCGAGGAAGCUGCACCUACGAAAAAAUCCAGGUGUACAGACCAGAUGUUAACGAGUGGAGCAUCAUUACAAUAAGCCCCCAUCCGGAGUACGGGCUGUGUUCGGUGUCGCUCAACAACAAGCUGUACCUGGUGGGAGGUCAGACGACCAUCGCAGACUGCUACGACACGGAGAGAGACGAAUGGAGGGCGAUAUCAGUGAUGAAGGAGAGGAGGAUGGAGUGUGGGGCCGUGGUGAUAAACGGCUGCAUCUAUGUAACGGGGGGAUACUCCUACUCUAAAGGAACUUACCUGCAAAGCAUUGAGAAGUACGACCCUGAGCUGGACUCGUGGGAGAUCGUGGGGACUCUCCCCAGCCCGACCAGAUCACACGGAUGCAUCUGUGUUCACGGCGUUUAGUGACAAACCUUUAUCGCUGCAUUUGUUUAUUAGGCCAAAUGGAUCAAACAGUGACUGUUUUUCACUGAAGUGUGCAAAUGUAGGCGCACUGUCACGCAAUAAGUCAAGCUGCACUGGAUACAUGCCUUUAGGGAGCUAUUUGCCAAACUGAAUGCACUGAUGAGCAACUAUUAAACUCAGGGGCCUCGUGAUGAGCAUUUUAGACUUUUUAAUUUUUUAAUAGCCACAAGGUCGCCGGCGACCUAUUUAGGUUUGAUUUAGCCGCAUGCUGAACAAGCACAUUUUCAGAAACUAGAAGACGUUACCUUUAAAACUAAGUGUCACAGGUUUCUUCUGUUAUAAGCGUGUCCAUGUUGUUAUGCCAAAAAUUCCAUAAAAGAGGUAGAAGUUAAGAGGUUCUAAAUAGAUUGAAUGUAUUUGAAUGUUAUUCACAUCCACUUUAUAAAUGUAUACACAUAUGUAUAUUUAUUAGUAGAGCUGUACCACUAGGCUGUAACUUAAAUAAAUAACUCACUAAAC